Penicillium paradoxum is the source of this 1641-nucleotide messenger RNA. RefSeq lists its product as uncharacterized. The transcript is spliced from 9 exons. Gene Ontology annotation, cellular component: membrane. NCBI's taxonomy places the organism in Eukaryota, Fungi, Ascomycota, Eurotiomycetes, Eurotiales, Aspergillaceae. The record is from RefSeq and is a predicted model, not a curated record. Bases 1 to 1641 code for a protein of 546 amino acids. Gene Ontology annotation, biological process: amino acid transmembrane transport. Gene Ontology annotation, molecular function: L-amino acid transmembrane transporter activity.
AUGGGUUUUCCGUCCCCUGUAGGAGAGUCCACCGAGUCUAUCUCCCAGGAUGGAAGUAGCGACAAUGACAGCCUGAGAUAUACAACCGAAGUGGGUGGAAAUACCACUAAAGCUACAUACCAAGAAGCCUCGGGAGCACCAGUUGAAGUCAACUCUCCUCUUGGGUAUUCAGUAGGCUGGGUUACGGUCGUUUUCUUGAAUUUGAGUAAGAUGAUCGGAACCGGAGUCUUUUCAACGCCGUCGACUGUACUUAAAGGCGCGGGUUCUGUUGGUCUCACACUGUUUUACUGGGUAAUUGGAUAUUUGAUGGCAUCUAGCUCCUUAUCCGUCUAUAUGGAAUUCGCAUCGUGUUUCCCCAGUCGUUCCGGUUCAGAGGUCGUAUACUUGGAACAGUCUUAUCCUCGACCGAAGUACUUCUUCCCGACUGUGUUUGCUAUGCAGACGGUGCUUUUCUCAUUCAGCAGUAGCAAUGCUGUCGUGUUGGCGCAGUAUCUUUUCAAACUUGCAGACUCGGAUUACACCGAUUGGCAAGUGAAGGGAGUGGCUGUAGCUUCAUAUACAGUAGCCGUGCUGGUUCUGGCGUUUAAUACUAGAUGGUCUCUCAGACUGGCUAAUGCUAUUGGCCUGGUCAAAUUGAUCACUUUGAUAUUCAUCGCAAUCACCGGGUUGGUUGUUCUCGGAGGCCAUACCUCGGUGAAAGACCCCAAGGCAAACUUUAGAAAUGCCUUUGAGGGCACUGGGGCAGCGACGGCUUACGGUGCGACGAAUGCAUUGACCAAAGUCUGGUUCUCUUUUUCAGGCUACGAGAAUGCUUUCAAUGUUGUUAAUGAAGUUCGGAAUCCCACCAAAACCUUGAAGUGGAGUGCACCGCUGUCUCUGGGUGUGACCGCCGUUCUAUAUGUUUUGGCAAACAUUGCUUAUUUCAGUGCUGCAAGCAAAGAUGAGAUUCUGGAGUCAAAGGUUGUGGCGGCUGGUGUGUUCUUCGAGAAGGUCUUUGGAACUGGCGGUGCAGCGUCGGCGUUGAACUUUCUCAUCUGCCUGAGUGCAUUCGGAAAUCUCCUUGCGGUGCUCAUUGGGCAGUCUCGUGUUUUGCCUUUUACUUCAUUUUGGACUUCAACUAGGCCAUUUGGAACACCACUUGGACCGUACUUGGUGAAAUGGGGCCUUACCGUUUUGAUGAUUUUGGCACCGCCUGCUGGUGAUGCUUUCAACUUCAUCGUCGACCUUGGAGUCUACCCGGCGUCCUUCUUUGGACUGCUGCUCACAAUAGGAUUGGUCGUGACGCGGAUUCGUCGUACUCGCCUCAACCUUCCAGCCCCAGACUACCAGGCUUGGCACGUUACAGUUGCCUUUGCCAUUUGCUCUAACCUAUAUAUGGUGGUGAUGCCGUGGUACCCGCCAAGCACUGGGGCUACCGGGGGCGAUGUGAGCUUCUGGUAUGCAACAUAUUGCGCGGUUGCGCUUGGAAUAUCACUGACCAAGCAAUAUGCAUACAGCAUCGCUACUUGUGCUGUUUACUAUUAUGUGUGGAUUAAACUCCUGCCUAGAAUUCAAGGAUUCAAAUGGCAGCAAACGGUCUUGAAACUGGAUGAUGGUGCUAUGGCUCAUAGGCUUGUCAGAGUGCCGAAUAGGAAUACAUAA